Messenger RNA from Alexandromys fortis (reed vole), 7229 nucleotides. RefSeq names its product nuclear receptor coactivator 6 (gene Ncoa6). Gene Ontology annotation, cellular component: nucleus; transcription regulator complex; histone methyltransferase complex. The record is from RefSeq and is a predicted model, not a curated record. Gene Ontology annotation, biological process: positive regulation of transcription by RNA polymerase II. Lineage: Eukaryota; Metazoa; Chordata; Mammalia; Rodentia; Cricetidae. The transcript is spliced from 18 exons. The coding region runs from base 468 to 6719 and encodes 2083 amino acids.
CCCCCCUCCCCACCGGCUCCCUGAGGCCCUGCCGGGUCGGGCUGCGGGCGGCCGGGCGCCGACGGCCGGACGGACGGGCGCACGCGAGGACGGGCGGACGGACGCGCCGAGGGCGCCGGGCACGCACGGCCCGGGCCGGCGCUGCGAGGCCCGCCCGGGAGGGCCGGGGCCGCGCUCAGGUCCUGGGAGGAAUGGAGAGGGGUCCUAGUGACUACCUUCUCUGAAAGUGGUCAGAGAGUUCUUAAACAGGUGCCCAAAGAAGUCAGAAGAGGGCUUCAGAUCCCCUGGAACUACAGUUGUGGAUGACUGCAAGCCACCAUAAUUCUGAUUUGGCUGCUACUUUGAAAUACAAGCCCAAAAGAUGCCACCUUGUUUGGACUUAGAGGAUGACAUGGAUAAGUGAUAAAAACUAAGACAUUUUGGUUUUCUUAUUGUUCACUUUGCAUAUACUUCUGGAAUAAUACACCAUGGUUUUGGAUGACCUUCCAAACUUCGAAGACAUCUAUACUUCCCUGUGUUCAUCAACAAUGGAAGAUUCAGAGGUGGAUUUUGACUCUGGACUAGAAGAUGAUGACACAAAAAGUGAUAACAUUUUGGAGAAUUCCACAAUUUUUGUAGCCUUCAAAGGAAAUAUAGAUGAUAAAGACUUCAAAUGGAAACUGGAUGCAAUAUUAAAGAAUGUGCCCAACUUGUUACACAUGGAAUCCAGCAAGCUAAAGGUACAGAAAGUGGAGCCUUGGAACAGCGUACGUGUCACAUUCAACAUCCCCCGGGAAGCAGCGGAGCGGUUACGGAUCCUGGCUCAGAGCAACAACCAGCAGCUUCGGGAUCUGGGGAUUCUCUCCGUUCAGAUUGAAGGGGAAGGUGCUAUCAACCUGGCUUUGGGUCAGAACCGAAGCCAGGAUGUGAGAAUGAAUGGACCCAUGGCGUCUGGAAACUCGGUUAGGAUGGAGGCAGGAUUUCCCAUGGCAAGUGGUCCAGGAUUAAUAAGGAUGACGAGCCCUGCCACUGUUAUGAUGCCCCAGGGUGGGAACAUGUCAUCUUCCAUGAUGGCCCCAGGCCCCAGUCCAGAACUGCAGCCCAGGACUCCUCGCCCUGCUUCUCAUUCAGGGUGCCUUACCACCAAUGAGCCAUCAGCUGUCUUUAAGACAGGAUUCAUCUUUAUAUCUGUUGAUGCAAUGGAUCCACUUCUCUCUGGACUCCAUAUACAGCAGCAGAGUCAUCCCUCAGGAUCUUUACCUCCAGCACAUCACCCAAUGCAGCCUGUUCCUGUGAACAGACAAAUGAACCCAGCUAAUUUUCCCCAGCUGCAGCAACAGCAGCAGCAGCAACAACAACAGCAACAGCAGCAACAGCAGCAGCAACAGUUGCAGACAAGACCUCCACAGCAACAUCAGCAGCAACAGCCACAGGGGAUUCGUCCACAGUUUACUGCUCCAACUCAGGUGCCUGUUCCUCCAGGCUGGAACCAGCUGCCUUCAGGAGCCCUACAGCCUCCGCCAGCCCAGGGCUCUCUGGGCACAAUGACUGCAAACCAAGGGUGGAAGAAGGCUCCCUUGCCUAGCCCAAUGCAACAACAGCUUCAGGCAAGACCUUCCUUAGCCACGGUACAGACACCUUCUCACCCUCCCCCUCCUUAUCCCUUUGGCAGCCAGCAAGCCUCACAAGCCCAUACAAACUUUCCUCAAAUGAGCAACCCAGGCCAGUUCACAGCUCCUCAGAUGAAGAGCUUGCAGGGAGGGCCCUCCAGGGUCCCAACCCCCCUGCAACAACCCCACCUCACCAACAAGUCUCCUGCCUCCUCACCCUCCUCCUUCCAGCAGGGAUCCCCUGCAUCCUCCCCAACGGUUAACCAAACUCAGCAGCAGAUGGGACCAAGGCCACCUCAAAAUAACCCACUUCCCCAGGGAUUUCAGCAGCCUGUCAGCUCUCCAGGUCGGAAUCCUAUGGUUCAACAGGGAAAUGUGCCACCUAACUUCAUGGUGAUGCAGCAGCAGCCACCAAACCAGGGGCCACAGAGUUUACACCCAGGCCUAGGAGGAAUGCCUAAACGCCUCCCACCUGGCUUCUCAGCAGGACAGGCCAAUCCGAACUUUAUGCAAGGUCAGGUGCCUUCCACCACAGCAACCACCCCUGGGAAUUCAGGAGCCCUUCAACUGCAAGCAAAUCAAAAUGUCCAGCAUGCAGGUGGUCAAGGAGCUGGUCCUCCUCAAAACCAGAUGCAGGUAUCUCAUGGGCCACCAAAUAUGAUGCAACCCAACCUCAUGGGAAUUCAUGGCAACAUAAACAACCAGCCUGCUGGCAGCUCUGGGGUUCCUCAGGUGACCCUGGGCAACAUGCAAGGCCAGCCUCAGCAGGGCCCACCAUCUCAGCUGAUGGGCAUGCACCAACAGAUUGUACCCGCUCAGGGCCAAAUGGUCCAACAACAAGGAACUUUGAACCCUCAAAACCCUAUGAUCCUUUCAAGGGCCCAGCUUAUGCCACAGGGCCAGAUGAUGGUGAACCCUCAGAACCAGAAUCUUGGGCCUUCACCCCAAAGGAUGACCCCACCCAAGCAGAUGCUUCCCCAGCAGGGCCAACAAAUGAUGGCACCACAUAACCAGAUAAUGGGGCCUCAGGGGCAAGUUUUGCUCCAGCAGAACCCAAUGAUAGAACAAAUAAUGACCAAUCAGAUGCAGGGGAAUAAGCAGCAAUUUAACACUCAGAACCAAUCCAAUGUCAUGCCGGGACCAGCACAGAUAAUGAGGGGACCAACUCCGAACAUGCAAGGAAACAUGGUGCAAUUUACAGGACAGAUGUCAGGACAGAUGCUGCCUCAGCAAGGGCCUGUAAACAAUAGUCCACCUCAAGUUAUGGGAAUUCAGGGGCAGGUUAUGCGGCCACCAGGGCCCAGCCCACACAUGGCCCAGCAGCAUGGUGAUCCUGCUACUACAGCAAAUAAUGAUGUCAACUUGUCUCAGAUGAUGCCUGAUGUUAGCAUGCAACAAACCAACAUGGUCCCCCAACAUGUGCAGACCAUGCAGGGAAACAGUGCUUCGGGAAACCACUUCUCAGGCCAUGGAAUGUCUUUCAAUGCACCAUUCAGUGGUGCACCCAAUGGAAAUCAGAUGUCUUGUGGUCAAAAUCCAGGCUUCCCAGUCAAUAAGGAUGUAACAUUAACAAGCCCAUUGUUGGUCAACUUAUUGCAAAGUGACAUUUCUGCAGGACAUUUUGGUGUAAACAAUAAACAAAAUAAUGCCAGUGCAAAUAAACCGAAGAAGAAGAAACCGCCUCGGAAGAAGAAAACUUGUCAACAAGAUCUAAACACCCCAGAUAAUCGUCCAGUUGGUCUAGAGGAGGCUGAUCAACAGUCAUUACCUGGAGAACAAGGAAUCAACUUGGACAACACAGGCCCUAAACUGCCAGAAUUUUCAAACCGGCCACCAGGUUAUCCUACUCAACCAGUUGAACAGAGGCCAAUGCAACAGAUGCCUCCUCAACUCAUGCAACAUGUGGCACCCCCACCACAGACACCACAGCAGCAGCCACAACCACAACUGCCUCAGCAGCAGCAGCAGCAGCCACCACCACCUAGUCAGCCACAGUCUCAGCAGCAGCAGCAGCAGCAGCAACAACAACAACAAAUGAUGAUGAUGCUCAUGAUGCAGCAAGAUCCUAAAUCCAUUAGGCUUCCAGUCUCCCAAAAUGUCCAUCCUCCACGGGGUCCUCUGAACCCAGACUCUCAGAGAAUGCCCAUGCAGCCAAGUGGCAAUGUACCUGUUAUGGUUAGUUUGCAAGGACCUGCCUCUGUGCCACCAUCACCUGAUAAACAAAGAAUGCCAAUGUCUGUGAAUACUCCUUUGGGAAGUAAUUCAAGGAAAAUGGUAUACCAGGAGAACCCACAGAAUUCCUCUAGCUCACCACUAGGAGAGAUGUCCUCACUUCCUGAAGCUAGUGGCAGUGAAGUACCGUCUGUUUCAGGAGCCCCAAAUAACAUGCCCUCACAUUUAGUAGUUUCUCAGAACCAGUUAAUGAUGGCAGGGCCCAAAUCGGGACCAUCUACCCUUUCAGCAACUCAAGGUGCAACUCCCCAACAACCUUCUGUAAAUUCCUUGCCUAGCUCCCAUGGCCACCACUUUCCAAAUGUUGCUGCUCCAACCCAGACAUCUAGGCCUAAAACUCCAAACAGAGCCAGCCCCAGACCCUAUUAUCCUCAAACACCCAACAACCGCCCUCCUAGUACAGAACCUUCAGAAAUUAGUCUGUCACCAGAAAGACUGAAUGCCUCCAUAGCAGGACUCUUUCCUCCACAGAUUAAUAUUCCUUUACCUCCCAGGCCAAAUUUAAAUAGGGGCUUUGAUCAACAGGGCUUGAAUCCAACAACUCUGAAGGCCAUCGGGCAAGCACCUUCAAAUCUUACUAUAAAUAAUCCUCCUAACUUUGCUGCCCCACAAGCUCAUAAAUUAGAUUCUGUAGUGGUGAAUUCUGGAAAACAGUCUAAUCCUGGAACAACAAAACGGGCAAGUCCAAGCAACAGUCGGAGGUCUAGUCCUGGGUCCAGUAGGAAAACUACCCCAAGUCCAGGGAGGCAAAACUCAAAAGCCCCUAAACUUACUCUGGCUUCUCAACCAAACACAACCCUGAUGCAGAACAUGGAGCUGCCUAGGAAUGUGUUGGUCAGUCCAAAUCCAAUUGCCAAUCCCCCUUUAUCCGGAAGCUUUCCUAACAAUAGUGGGCUUAAUCCCCAGAAUCCCACCGUACCUGUGCCUGCAGUGGGGACUGUUCUUGAGGAUAACAAAGAGAGUUUGAUCGUUCCUCAGGACAGUGAUUGCCAGAAUUCCCAGGGUAGGAAGGAGCAGGUAAACGUUGAGCUGAAAGCAGUCUCUACUCAAGAAGCUAAAAUGGUUGUCCCUGAAGAUCAAUCCAAAAAGGAUGGGCAACCUUUGGAUUCUAACAAACUCCCCAGUGUUGAAGAGAACAAAAAUUUGAUAUCUCCUGCCAUGAGAGAAGCACCAACAUCAUUAAGCCAACUUCUUGACAACUCUGGAGCUCCUAAUGUGACCAUUAAACCCCCUGGGCUUACAGAUCUGGAAGUAGCACCUCCAGUUGUUUCAGGAGAGGACCUCAAAAAAGCAUCUGUCAUUCCCACACUGCAGGAUCCGUCUUCUAAAGAACCCUCUAAUUCCUUAAACUUACCUCACAGUAAUGAGCCGUGUUCAACCCUUGCGCAUCCAGAAUUGAGUGAGGUGAGCUCUAAUGUUGCACCAAGCAUCCCUCCAGUAAUGUCAAGACCUGUCAGCUCUUCCUCCAUUUCUACUCCUUUGCCCCCAAACCAAAUAACUGUAUUUGUUACCUCCAAUCCCAUAACCACUUCAUCUAACACAUCAGCAGCCCUGCCAACAAACUUACAUUCUGCAUUGAUGUCGACAGUUGUCACAAUGCCCAAUGUGGGUAACAAAGUUAUGGUUUCUGAGGGACAGUCUGCUGCUCAAUCUAAUGCCCGGCCUCAGUUCAUUACACCUGUCUUUAUCAAUUCAUCUUCAAUAAUUCAGGUUAUGAAAGGAUCACAGCCAAGCACAAUUCCUGCAACCCCAUUGACAACCAACAGUGGCCUGAUGCCUCCCUCUGUCGCAGUUGUUGGACCUUUACACAUACCUCAGAACAUAAAAUUUUCUUCAGCUCCUGUAGCACCUAAUGUCCCCUCCAGUAGUCCUGCUCCAAACAUACAGACAGGCCGGCCGUUGGUCCUUAGCUCGCGAGCCGCUCCUGUUCAGCUGCCUUCCCCUCCCAGUACAUCUUCUCCAGCUGUCGCUCCUAAUCCUCCUGUCCAGCAAGUGAAAGAAUUCAAUCCAGAUGAGGCUAGUCCUCAGAUGAACACCUCAGCAGAUCAGAGCACUCUGCUCUCUCCACAGCCAACCACAGUAGUUUCUCCCCUUGUGACCAAUAGUCCAGGCUCCUCUGCCAAUCGGCGAAGCCCAGUAUCAUCCAGUAAGGGCAAAGGAAAAGUGGACAAAAUUGGCCAGAUUUUGCUGACCAAGGCUUGUAAGAAAGUUACAGGCUCUCUGGAAAAAGGGGAAGAACAGUAUGGUGCAGAUGGAGAGACUGAAGGCCCAGGGCUAGAGACCACAACUCCUGGGCUAAUGGGAACAGAACAGUGCUCCACAGAGCUGGACAGUAAAACCCCAACACCUUCAGCACCCACGCUACUAAAAAUGACCUCUAGCCCCAUGGGCCCAAGCUCCACCUCAACAGGACCCAUCUUACCUGGCGGUGCUCUCCCCACCAGUGUACGCUCAAUAGUAACCACACUGGUACCCUCUGAGCUCAUCUCCACAACGCCAACCACAAAAGGCAAUCAUGGUGGCAUAGCAUCUGAGCCACUUGCAGGUGGCCUAGUGGAGGAGAAGGUGGGAUCUCAUCCAGAGCUUCUACCCAGCAUAGCCCCCUCACCGACUUUAGUCCCAAAGGAGCCUCCAGCCACAGCACUGCAAGGGCCUAUUGCCAGACCAGAACUUGAGGCAAAUGCUGCCAUAGUCUCUGGACAAAGCAGUGAGCCAAAAGAGAUAGUUGAGAAGUCCAAAACCCCGAGCCGAAGAAACUCUCGAACUGAGGAGCCGACUGUGGCUUCUGAGAGCGUGGAAAAUGGACAUCGAAAACGAUCCUCUCGGCCUGCUUCAGCCUCCAGCUCUACAAAAGAUAUAACUGGUGCAGUGCAAUCCAAGCGAAGAAAAUCCAAGUAAGCAAGCUGGAAGAUGACUUGAUACUUGUAAAUGUGUGUGAAUUUUACAAAGAGCAAUUUUCAGCUGUGACUUUUUAAAUCUUUCUGUACAGUUAGUCAUUUUAAUAACUCGAUCCUUUUCCUAGUCCCUGAAACCUGUCUCAUAAAGUGUAACGGGGAGCAGCCCUUUUGGUGUUGCGAAAUGAAGUUCAAGGCUUCUAAAAUGUUGCCAUGUAUUGAAAGAAGCUAAUGCCAUUAUAAAUGUUAUUAGUUUCACAUUUCUUAAGCAGCCUAGAGUACAGGGUGAACAUUUGUAGAUCUUCUAAUGAUGUAUUGUGCUGUGGAAGUACUGUGUGUGAAUAGCAGUAGUGGGGCAAAAAGCAAUCUUGUCAUUUGGAAAUGUUGUAAAUAAUUUUAUUAUAUAGUGUUUUGGAUGUAUUUGUUGUAGAAAUGGACCAGUGAAUAAAGAGAAUCUAAGGGUUUGUACAAUGUGAAAUAUUGAACGUGUUAAAUAAAUGUCUUUGUCAUAGAA